AUGCUGGCCGAAUUUGAUGAAACGUGUAAAAGGAUCGGUCUUCAGCUGAAUCUAGACAAGACGGUGUUUAUGAGGAACGGAUGGGUUUCUAAAGCCCCAUUCACGCUCAGCGCUGGGCAGAAGGACAGAGCGGAUUGGGGAGCAUUCAAGAGCAUCGAUUUAGUGAAGAGGACCAAGAACAUUCGGCUCCGUGCUCACCUGUUCAACGCCACCGUUCUUCCUGCUUUGACCUACGCUUCAGAAACGUGGACGUUUCGCAAGCAGGAAGAAAACGCAGUGAGCGUCAUAUAA
Messenger RNA from Necator americanus (New World hookworm), 291 nucleotides. RefSeq lists its product as uncharacterized. The record is from RefSeq and is a predicted model, not a curated record. NCBI's taxonomy places the organism in Eukaryota, Metazoa, Nematoda, Chromadorea, Rhabditida, Ancylostomatidae. The transcript is spliced from 2 exons. Bases 1 to 291 code for a protein of 96 amino acids.